Messenger RNA from Camellia sinensis, 1068 nucleotides. RefSeq lists its product as uncharacterized. The record is from RefSeq and is a predicted model, not a curated record. Lineage: Eukaryota; Viridiplantae; Streptophyta; Magnoliopsida; Ericales; Theaceae.
AUGCAGCAUUUUGUUUAUGUUGUUAUCUUUUCAAACCCGAUGUUGGAGAUCAAGCUGGUGGUGAUUCUUUUGUUGGUGAGGGUUUUUCAAAUUGGAAGAAAAAAGAAAAAAUUCAAACUCAUGUUGGAGGUCCCAAUAGUACUCAUAAUCAAACUUCAAGGAAAUUUUCUUGAACUUUUCAAGUUUCUUGCUGAUCAUAAUGAAGAUGUCAAAAUGGUUACAUUGAGCAAUGCUCCACAAAAUCUCAAGUUGACAUCUCCUGAUAUUCGAAAAGACAUUGUGAAUGUAACCACAUUUGAAAUUAUCAAUGUGAUUAUUAGAGAUCUUGGUGAUGCACUUUUUUCUAUUUUGAUUGAUGAAGCCCGUGACAUAUCAAUCAAGGAGCAAAUGCCGUGGCAAAGAAUCAUAAUCAAAUUGUUUUACUUUUCACUUUGGUUUCUAAUGUGGGAGAAGCAAGCUGCAAAAGUUGCUGAGGCACUUAAUACUAGAGAGCUAUCUAGUGGGCAAGGCUUAAAUCAAGAAACUAAUCUUAAACGUGCUGGUGAUACACGUUGGGGUUCACACUAUGGUACUUUGCAUAAAAUUGAUGUUCCCCAAAUGGUUGAUAUGUUUGUAGCUCGAGGGAGAAAAAGGCGCAAUGCUCAAGAAAUUACAAACUUACAUCACUAUCGCACUGAGUUAUUCUACACUGUUUUAGAUAUGCAAAUUCAAGAACUAAAUGCUCAUUUCACUGAGUCGAACACUGAGUUAUUACUUUGUGUGGCAUGUUUGAAUCCAUCUAACUCUUUCUCUAGUUUUGACAGGAAAAAGUUAAUUCAUCUUGCUCAAUUUUAUCCCAAAGAAUUUUCUUCAGUGGAGCUAAUGGUACUUAAUGAUCAACUUGAUACAUAUAUUAUCGACAUGCUAUCCAGUAGUAAGUUCUCAAUGUUGAAUGGAAUCGCCGAUCUUGCUAAGAAAAUGGUGGAGACUAGAAGAGACAAAGUAUAUCCAUUAGUGUAUUUGUUCUUAACCUUAGCAUUAAUCUUACCUAUUGCAACUGCUACUAUUGAGAGGGUAUUUCAGCUAUGA